AUGGGUGAUGAUUCUCGCUUGAUUGCUCUGACUGUCUUUACAGCUCAGUGUUAUCAGAAUCUUGCUCGCCAAAUUGAACAACUUUCAUUAUCCCAAAAUCCAUCAAACUCCAACAACACAACAAAUACAAAUCCAACUCCAACUUUAACUGCUCCUCUUCCACCUUGGAAACCUUCGGAGGCACUCACAAAAUUGGUGGUCGAUGCGGUCUUUGAUUUUAUAGGUGCUUCCUACCUCCAAGCAUACACCGAUACAGAGGGCAUCCUUAACAUAAAAGGCCAGAAAGGAACCCUCACUCAUUCUCUUGAGGAACGUGUGAUUGAUCGGGUUAGAGCACAGGACCCAGGCUGGAAGGACAUAAACUUACCAGAAGUCCGUGCUGGAGCUCAUACUCGGUUUCAUAAAGAUGUCAUUGCUUUGAUCAAGAAAAAGUGUAAAAUCGGUCGUGAAAAUCUUCAUCACAUUCUUCUCCGUAACGCUCACCCCAAAUGGGGCUCAACUUCGAAUGCGCUUCCAACGCUGAGCGAUCUGCUCGUAUUGGUCAGGACCUUUUUCUCAUCCUCUGUAGAUUGA
This is a messenger RNA of Melampsora larici-populina 98AG31, 573 nucleotides long. RefSeq lists its product as uncharacterized. NCBI's taxonomy places the organism in Eukaryota, Fungi, Basidiomycota, Pucciniomycetes, Pucciniales, Melampsoraceae. The record is from RefSeq and is a predicted model, not a curated record. The coding region runs from base 1 to 573 and encodes 190 amino acids. The transcript has 4 exons.